CAGCAGCCGCGGCUGCUGCAAACCGACUCCUGGAGCCGGUGCGGUGCCGCACAGGUGCUCCGAGGAAUAAGAGGCAUAAUUAGAUAGCCGGGAAGGCAAAAACACACCUCUGGGGUUUCACCUGUGGACAUCAGAGUGCAGAGCCAGUCAGUGAAAGCAAAGAGGUAGCAGAGACUCAACAGUGAUCAGUCACAUCUAGAGAAACCAAAGUUGAAAGUUUUUGUUUUUGUUUUGUUUUGUUUUCCCUCCUGUUUUCUCUUUCACUCCCCUCCCCUGGCGUGACACUACCAUGGUCAGAAAGCCAGUUGUGGCCACCAUCUCCAAAGGAGGUUACCUGCAGGGCAAUGUGAGCGGGAGGCUGCCCCCCAUGGGGGGCCAAGAGCCACCGGGGCAGGAGAAGGUGGUUCUGAAAAAGAAGAUCACUUUGCUGAGGGGGGUCUCCAUCAUCAUCGGCACCGUCAUCGGAUCGGGCAUCUUCAUCUCCCCCAAGGGCAUACUCCAGAGCACGGGCAGCGUGGGCAUGUCCCUGGUUUUCUGGUCUGCCUGUGGAGUACUGUCACUUUUUGGAGCCUUGUCCUAUGCUGAAUUGGGUACGAGCAUAAAGAAAUCUGGUGGUCAUUACACAUACAUUCUGGAGGUCUUUGGUCCUUUACUAGCUUUUGUCCGAGUCUGGGUGGAACUGCUCAUAAUACGGCCUGGAGCUACUGCUGUGAUAUCCCUGGCAUUUGGACGCUACAUUCUGGAACCGUUUUUUGUUCAAUGUGAAAUUCCUGAACUUGCAGUCAAGCUGGUAACAGCUGUGGGCAUCACUGUGGUGAUGGUCCUAAAUAGCAUGAGUGUCAGCUGGAGUGCCCGGAUCCAGAUUUUCCUAACCUUUUGCAAGCUCACAGCAAUUCUGAUAAUUAUAGUCCCUGGAGUUAUACAGCUAAUUAAAGGGCAAACACAGCACUUUGAAGAUGCAUUUUCAGGAAGAGAUGCAAAUCUGAUGGGGUUGCCCUUGGCUUUUUAUUAUGGGAUGUAUGCAUAUGCUGGUUGGUUUUACCUCAACUUUAUUACUGAAGAAGUAGAAAAUCCUGAAAAAACCAUCCCCCUUGCGAUCUGCAUUUCCAUGGCUGUUAUCACAGUUGGCUAUGUGCUGACAAACGUGGCCUAUUUUACGGCCAUCAGCGCUGAGGAGCUGUUACAAUCCAAUGCUGUGGCGGUGACCUUCUCUGAGCGGCUGCUGGGAAAUUUCUCAUUAGCAGUCCCGAUCUUUGUUGCCCUCUCCUGCUUCGGCUCCAUGAACGGUGGCGUGUUCGCUGUCUCCAGGCUAUUCUAUGUCGCAUCUCGAGAAGGGCACCUUCCGGAAAUCCUCUCCAUGAUUCAUGUCCACAAGCACACUCCUCUGCCAGCUGUUCUUGUUUUGCAUCCUUUGACGAUGAUAAUGCUCUUCUCCGGAGACCUCUACAGUCUUCUGAAUUUCCUCAGUUUUGCCAGGUGGCUUUUUAUGGGGCUGGUAGUUGCUGGGCUGAUUUAUCUUCGAUACAAACGCCCAGAUAUGCAUCGUCCUUUCAAGGUGCCUCUGUUCAUCCCAGCGUUGUUUUCCUUCACCUGCCUCUUCAUGGUUGUUCUCUCCCUUUACUCGGACCCAUUUAGCACGGGGGUUGGCUUCCUUAUCACGUUGACUGGAGUCCCUGCGUAUUAUCUCUUCAUUGUGUGGGACAAGAAACCCAAGUGGUUCAGACAAUUAUCAGACAGAAUAACCAGAACAUUACAGAUAAUACUACAAGUUGUACCAGAAGACUCUAAAGAAUUAUGAACUUAAUACAUCAAAAUCUUGGCUAUCUGCCCAGGACUGAGAUACAGAAUGGAUCUUUAUUUCAAGAAAACACAACUUUGGUGGUGUACUAAAGGAACCGGUUAUUUCUAUUCAUAUCCUCUAAUGUAUUCAAACUAAUUUCUGAGCAAUUUACUGGUAACUCAAUGUAUUUGUAGAAAGCUAAUAUGCAAGUCACAUAGUGAGGCAAGGGCAGUGUUGGAGUCUGGUGCUUAUCCAUUGAGGUAAGGGGACAAGACAAGGGGCAUUGCCAACAGGGCUAUUAUUCUCUGUAACAUUUUUUUUCGUGACCGAGAACCUUCAAAUGGAAGACCAAAGUGUUUUCUGUAUAUAGGGGGUCUGUAUACAUAGCUUUACCUACUGGGACACCUAUACUGUGAAAAGUAUUUUCUAUUUUUCUGAAAAAAAUGUUAUUAUUGUGGCAAAGGGGCCAGAAAUAACUUUAUUUUACAUAGACCUUGGAUGGUUUUGCUUUGGUGACCAACAUGGCUGUCAUUUAUAUUUCAAUGGCUUAUACUCAGAGCAUCAGAACAAAAGAUGGGGGAGUACUGUGUGUGUGUGUGUGUGUGUGUGUGUGUGUGUGUGUGUGUGUGUGUGUGUGCAGUUUGAGAUUGAUCUCAGGGCUUUGAUAAAGCCAGGCAAGCACUCUACCUUUAAGCUACAUCCACAUACCCUAAUUUUCUUGAAUGCAUUAAAGAAGCAUUUCUUGAGGCUAUGAUCUAUGAGGCAAUCCUAGGAACUGUGUUUGAAUAAAAAUCAUGGAGAAUUUGUUAGGUUAAAUAUGAUUACACUUAUUGUCAGGAGGUUUGAUGUUUGGAGUGUCACUUUGUUUUCAUCCUGGUUCCUUAGUUCCGGAAAAUGUGCACUUUUUGGUAUGACAUCCACUGAUGAACCACCUCUUUGGUAAUUUACUCCUUGAUGAAUAAAACUAAAUUUUAAUCACUAUAGUACAGCAUUAACAUGGGAGAAAUUGUCCAUGAAACUCUAAAUAUCAAGCUUUGCCCCUAUAACCACAUUUAUAUGCAGUGUUAGUCAUUCUAAUCACUUUUCCCUUUACUUUGUGGCUAUUUUUACAUGGUGAUGACUUCUGACAGUGUGUGCAUUCCCUUUACAGUUCUGUUAAAAUAUGUCUCUGGAUAAAAUGAUCUGGAUCAAUUAGAAAAAAGCACAGAUUUACAUAAAAACUAUGGAAGAAAUGUCACUGCUUAGUAAGACUUCCAACUGAUCUUUUAAAAAGUGUCUUCUUCUAAAUCUAAGCUUUUUCAAUCAUUUCUUCACUUUUGUUAUAAUUCAACUUGUAAAAGAGAUCACUGAGGACAAAUCUAUUGGAAGGAGACUUCAGUAUGUAUGUUCAGCUAGGUGGUGCUAGGUCAGAAGUAGAAAACACUGGGCAAUUUUCAAAUAAGGUUAAUGUAAUGAUGGGACUUCUAAAACUCUUUCUAACAUUCAAAAUUAAAUGCUUAGCAUGGCCACACUAAGUUUCAUCUCUUACAUUCUGACCACUUAAAAAUGAAAUGUUUAAAAAAUUAUCCUAAUUAAUAAAAUCAUUGAGUUCAUAGUUAAUUGCCCAAAGUACAAAUGACAAUUUUAAUCUAAAGCAAUUCACCAAUUCAGCUUUUUUAAGUCUCAGUAACAUUUAACAUAUACUCAAAGUUGACUUUGUUUUUCUGUAAAGGCCAAACGAAGUAUUUAUUUCCCUAAGUGAACCAGUAACAAUUCCUCCUGUUUUUACUAAUAUGGGCUAUUCCAAACCUUAUGUCUAGUCUCUAGAACCAAAACAGUGCUACUUUGCUGACAUCUAUCUCUAGCAGAUGCCACUGGAGGUGCAUAUUUAUAUAUUGUUAUUUUUACACUAGACCCAUAAGAUUUAACGUGAUGGUGUUUUCUUCUUCCCUAUGAAAGAGAGUAAAGCCAUGGAGAGUCCUGUGGGAUCUGGUUCCUGACCCUUUUGUUUCCCCUGCUGUUUGGUCUCAUAGUUAUCUUUGAUAACUACUUAUCUUUCCCUGUACCAGCUAGUCAGGGUGUGCCUUGUCAUUGCCCUCCCUUUUCAAAGAAUUUUUUUGUAGUGUUAAAUUUAUAAUGCCAUUGUAAUACCAUUUAUCGAAGCAUAAAAAAAUGAGUAUUUCUUUAAAAUACUGUCUAUGGAGUUGCAUUUUGGCUUAUUUUGAAGUUAUACCCCAAGGGAACACAGCAUUUCUUUAAUUGUGGAAUUCAUGUUCAUAAUUGUUUUAUUGAGAGCUUAUAAACAGAUUUUUUUUUACUUAGAAAUACUCCUGCCCACUUGUAAUGUGUUUUUAUACGAAGUAAUUUUUUCUCAUAUUUUAGAUUAAUAAGCAUAUAUACACAUGUGAUUACAUGCGUUAAUGUUUGUGCUGGUGUACAUAUUUGAAUGUUCAUAUAAAGUUAUGAUUUGAUUACUAUAACACAAAGCUAGAUACAGCCUAAACAAUUUAAGAUAUGCAAUACUCUAUUUUCAAAUAUUCUUUGUUUAGUAUACAAAGCCUUGA
Molecule: messenger RNA, 4323 nt
Organism: Peromyscus eremicus (cactus mouse)
Lineage: Eukaryota; Metazoa; Chordata; Mammalia; Rodentia; Cricetidae
Gene: Slc7a11
Product: solute carrier family 7 member 11
Exons: 12
Coding region: 290-1798 (502 amino acids)
Biological process (GO): amino acid transmembrane transport
Cellular component (GO): membrane
Molecular function (GO): L-amino acid transmembrane transporter activity
Source: RefSeq, a predicted model, not a curated record